CUGAAAACAAACAUUACUCACCGGGCCUCUCCAACCAUGCGUUGUCUAUCCCCGGCCUUGGCAGCCUGUAGGGCGGGAAGCAACCUGCUUAUGUAUACUUAAGACGAGGUUUGGUGAGGGAGCGAAUUGAUUCUGGUCCGCCAGUGUUUCCAGAAGGGGGCGCAGAGGCCACGGGAAAACCUGGUACAGGGAAUGCCAUCUCUCGUGCGAUAAGCUACCAGUAACGCCUGGUGCCUCGUAGCUGGCUUGUUUCACGAAGCCUUGCCCUCGUGCUGAGGGUGUAUCUUCUGCAGAACGGGUCGACAGCGAGGCGGGAUCUUCGCCGUGACGGUCCGGACUGGUGCAUGCCGCCGGAGAGACCGUCAGCUCAUCCCGACGAGCGUUUCCGAUGCGACUGACCGGAACCCGGUACGACACUCACGGCAAACUCAUCGAUCAGUUCACGUUUACACAAGGGGCAGUCUACCAGAGGAGCUAACGCAGCAAGGAGGUCCGAGACACCUUUAGGUUUAAGACGAGGUGGCGGGACAGUCUUAAGAAACAGUUCACCACCGGUUGACCUUGAACUAAGGAACUAAGAUGGCAUCUACUACAAUGGCCAGUUGGAGCACGGCGUUUGUAUGGACGAUAUUUUCCGCGUGCCUGUUCUUGUGGUCGAGCGAAGCCCAGUUUCUCCGUCCAGGCGGAAAACACGUCUGUCAGGACCAGGCGCAAGUCAGCAUUCCCAAACUGUGCGUGGACUCAUUUGCGCAGCCGCAGUACACACCAUACAUGACCGUCUGCGAUGGAAUGAGACUCUGCAGCUCGUACAAAACGACGUACAAGACAGCGUACCGCCAGGUGUACAAGAUGGAGACGAGCACGCGGACGUCUUACAUCUGCUGUCCCGGGUGGACGCAGAGACACAAGAGAGCCAAGGGGUGCUUACAACCUGUAUGCAGUAAGCCAUGUGUGCACGGCAGAUGUGUCAGACCAGACACGUGCGAGUGUCGGAAAGGCUGGACAGGGGACGUCUGUGAUACAGAUGAGAACGAGUGUGACGCGGACGCCCACGGGUGCGAGCAGGAGUGUGUGAACAGCAAGGGGAGCUUCAUUUGUACCUGCCGGGCGGGGUACAGACUCAACAUCGACGGCAAGACGUGCAAAGCCACCGGGGAGGUGACGGAUGCCAAGUACGAGGCGCUGAUGCUGAGGGUGGAGGAGCUGGAACAGUCCAUGAAGAGAAUGACUAAGAUGGUGGCAGACCGGCCGAAUGACGGGGUGCUGCCGACCCUCCCCCCGCAGAUAGACAGGAUCGGGUCCCUCAGCGAGCAGAUCUCCAUACUGGAGGAGAGAUUAGACGACUGCACCUGCCGGGGUGACCGUGAAGACUACUACAAAAAAUAAAGAACGUUCAUCUCAAAUAUUACUAGAGCCUGUAUCUCAGCAAUACCAUUCUACAACACAGAGCCUCGCCAUACAGCCUAUACAAUAUACUGUAAAUGCAGAAACUUUCGCAGUGGUUUAAUUCGCCGCA
Branchiostoma floridae (Florida lancelet) is the source of this 1516-nucleotide messenger RNA. Its product is annotated as epidermal growth factor-like protein 7. Gene Ontology annotation, biological process: anatomical structure development. Gene Ontology annotation, cellular component: cell surface; extracellular region. The record is from RefSeq and is a predicted model, not a curated record. Gene Ontology annotation, molecular function: signaling receptor binding; calcium ion binding. The transcript has 8 exons. Bases 580 to 1386 code for a protein of 268 amino acids. NCBI's taxonomy places the organism in Eukaryota, Metazoa, Chordata, Leptocardii, Amphioxiformes, Branchiostomatidae.